Molecule: messenger RNA, 691 nt
Organism: Spathaspora passalidarum NRRL Y-27907
Lineage: Eukaryota; Fungi; Ascomycota; Pichiomycetes; Serinales; Debaryomycetaceae
Gene: EST3
Product: telomerase subunit
Exons: 1
Coding region: 71-628 (185 amino acids)
Biological process (GO): telomere maintenance via telomerase
Cellular component (GO): chromosome, telomeric region; telomerase holoenzyme complex
Molecular function (GO): telomeric repeat DNA binding
Source: RefSeq, a predicted model, not a curated record
AACCUGUUUUCUUCGACGCCUAGUAACCAUCACCCUCUCCCACCCAUCCGUAAACUGGUAUUCCAUUUGAAUGAAGCUGGAUAUACCAUUCGUAUUUCAAGAUAGCUGGAUUGCAAAUGAGGUAAUUAAUUCAAUUAACCCAAGUAGAACGUAUACCAGUCCGUUGGUACGGAAAGAUUUCAAAUCAACAACAUUGAAAAUCUCAUCAAUAUUAAGAAUAUGUCGAUUUUUGAAGACCACUCAAAGCAAUAACAUCACAGCUAUACUAGCAGAUUCAACUCAUAAGAUAUUGGCAUAUUUCCCAUUUAAACCAACAAUUGUUGAGUUUGAGAACCAACAUUGUAAGAGAAUCACAUAUGGUACAACAAAUAACUUGAUUGAUGUUAGUAGGGCCAACCUAUUAUUUGUCAAUGGCUCUGAACUUCAACAGGACUAUGACCUAACUGGCAGUUGGGAUUUUGAUUUUGUAGUUUUGGAAGUGCUUGAGUUUAAUAUCUUCCAACUGGACCAAAUAACGUUCACACUUGGUGUUGAAAACAGUUUCAAGUUUGUGUAUGAUGAACCAAUUUACCAACGAGUUUGUAAGAGGAGGGAACCAAGAAACUUGCUUGAUUUAAUGGAGGUGUAAGAGAAAAGGGGUGGAAAUCUAGACAGCAUUUUAAAUUUUGUUUGUGUACGCGGGUGAAAACGU